This is a messenger RNA of Nothobranchius furzeri (turquoise killifish), 1408 nucleotides long. RefSeq names its product tumor necrosis factor, alpha-induced protein 8-like 3 (gene tnfaip8l3). Gene Ontology annotation, cellular component: cytoplasm. Gene Ontology annotation, biological process: regulation of apoptotic process. NCBI's taxonomy places the organism in Eukaryota, Metazoa, Chordata, Actinopteri, Cyprinodontiformes, Nothobranchiidae. The record is from RefSeq and is a predicted model, not a curated record.
GUAGAUGAGGAGAAGAAGAAGUAAAGAGGGAAAGUGAGGGAGUCAAAAAACAUCUAGGAGCUCAGCAUACCAGACCGGGAGCACUCCUGCAAAGAUUCAGGCUGGGAGGGGAAGCUUAGCUCACAAGCAGUGGGGGAGAAAGCAGGAGAAGUUGCAUUUUUAUUUAUUCUUUUUAUAUAUCUUUAGCUCAAGAAAUCUCAGAUUUCUCCGAAAGGGAAAGUGGACAAGAGAGGAAUAAGAGAGCGUCUGCAACCUCUUGAUUGUCCUGAAAGGAGAAGAUGGAUUCAGACUCUGGAGAGCAAAGUGAUGGAGACAUCUCUGCAGGGCAAGAGAAUUUCAACUCUCGCUCCUUGGCCCUGCAGGCCCAAAAGAAGAUCCUGAGUAAGAUGGCGACCAUGGCGGUGGCCAACAUGCUGACAGACGACACCAGCAGUGAGAUCUUAGAUGAGCUCUACAAAACAUCCCGGGAGUUCACCAAGAGCAAGAAGGAGGCCCACAAGAUCAUCAAAGACGUCAUCAAGGUCGCCCUGAAGAUUGGAAUCUUAUACCGAAACCAUCAGUUCAGCCCAGAUGAGCUGGACACAGUGGAGCGCUUCAAGAAGAAGAUGAACCAGGCGGCCAUGACUGCUGUGUCGUUUUAUGAGGUGGAGUACACCUUUGACAGGAAUAUUCUGUCGGAGCUCCUGCUGGAGUGCAGGGACCUGCUUCACGCCCUGGUCGAGCAGCAUCUGACCGCACGCUCACAUGGCCGCAUCGAUCACGUUUUCAACCAUUUUGCUCACGGGGAGUUCCUGGCUGAGCUGUACGGAGAUGGAGAUGAGUACAGACUCUCUCUGAGAAAAAUCUGCAACGGCAUCAACAAACUGCUGGAUGAAGGAACGCUUUAACCUCUUGCACUUUCCCUCUUGCUCCUUCUCCACUUGCUCUUUUUCUUGCUGGUGUCUCCUGCCUCCUUCCACCAUUUCCUUUUCACCUGCUCACCCAUGACAGCUACAUCCUCUACCUUCUUAUCGCUUUUGUCUUCCGGUUUCUUUCCCGUCCGUUUCCAUGGAGGUUGUUGUAACAUCCUGCUGCUGUGGUUCAAUUUUUAGACUCUUUUCACUCACUGGAUCAUUGCUGCAAACCUGGACAACCUUUUUCACAUUGUAUGCAUCAUGCAUCCCCUUUGUGUGCUGAAAUGUACGGUAUCAAUGGCCAAAAAAAGCAACAUUGAGGUGUUUGGAAAUGGAGGAUAACCAAUCGUAGUAAACAGUCAGUGUGUUUUGUGGGAGUGUGUCUCUUGUCUGUGUGGGAUUUGAAUAAUCUGUGUACUGUCUGUACAUAAAACCAACUAUCUCAUGUAUGUUUUGUGUCAGUCUUUUCAAAAAAGGUGUAACACUCAUCUUUUAUUAAAGGUUUCUUUAAAUCA